This is a messenger RNA of Drosophila arizonae, 1343 nucleotides long. RefSeq lists its product as uncharacterized. Gene Ontology annotation, biological process: establishment of meiotic spindle localization; mitotic cell cycle; spindle organization. The record is from RefSeq and is a predicted model, not a curated record. Gene Ontology annotation, cellular component: spindle pole. Gene Ontology annotation, molecular function: calmodulin binding. Lineage: Eukaryota; Metazoa; Arthropoda; Insecta; Diptera; Drosophilidae.
CUCCUCAGAAAUAUUCACACAAUUUCAACACAAGCACAUUCUACUCACAAUUCUCACACGAUAAUAAACAAUAAACUGCACUCAAUACUCAAUACAAUAAAAUACACAUAUAGACAUGUUUCCAAUGGCAGAUUUAGGUCUACUUUCGUAUCACUCGGUUAACGGUCGCAAAUUAGAUAGCCAGAAGGAUGAAUGCAGCCAUAAAACCGACUCUUCAGGUUCCCUUUUUCCUAUGCAGGAACAUAUGUUACGCACUCAACUGCUAUUACUAGACUACAAACAAUUUAAGGCCGCUCGCACCAUACAAAGACAUGUUCGUGGCUUUAUCGUUCGUCAGCGAAUGCAGAGAGAGCUGAAAGCGGCCCUAGUUAUUCAGAGGGCUUGGCGUCGAUGUGUGGGCAAGCGACAUCUGAUAAUCUUCGCACAGGAGCGCACGCAAGAUGCAAUACAGAUUAUGUACUACAAUGCAUCCCUGAAGAUUCAGGCCUUCUUCCGCGGCUGGUGGUCGCGCAAGCAUAUCAAUAACAUGCUCUUCCUCAAGAACAUGCAACUGCAGUACGUGGAGGAGCUGCUGAAUACGUUUGCCCUGAAGUUGCACACGAUGAUGCGAACUGGGCAUCUACCUGGAUAUGUUAGUCUGUGUGUGGAGCCGAGCAGCUCAAAAGUAAAGGACCUCUUAAUGACAUUGACCUAUCGAUUCUAUAAUCGAUAUGUGUGCAAUAAAUAUAUGACAACCAAGAAGACUAAAGAUAAAUAUUGCCGGGAUUUCAUGGAUGCCGCUUAUUGGACUUGGGUACCAUAUAUGGGCUUCAAUCACAACGGCGUAUGCAAUAAAUGGAUCAAUAACUACGAUAUUGUGCCCAAGGUCUAUGCACUGCGGGAGUACGACGUGGCCCAGGUCUUUAUGUCGCAGGCUCUAUUAAGCAAUUUGCAUAAGAAACAGUUGUUGGCCAAAGAGAAGGAAGCAAGGAAAUCUGUUCGCUAUACCGCAACCGAUUAUCGAUUCUGCAGAGAUAUUGCCAAUAGCAUGAAAUAUUGGCGCGUCUGCAAAGUGUGUAAGGAUAAAGUCACGGACAGCCUAAUGGGAGAUCAGUUCCAGGAAUACCUAAACGAGGUCCAGCUCCACUUGGAGUCUAUGCAAUUCGGGGGCAACUGCCCCUGCAGUCGUGAUAAAAGGCAACAAGACCAUCUCAAAUGUAUAUCACCUUCAGCCGAACCUGCUUCGCCCCGCAACAGUAAAUACCCAAAAAUGGGCAUUUCAAAUAGCAACAUUAAUAAAUUCUCGAAUUUAGGCGGUUCAAAUAACGAUAUAGAACAAUAAUGAAGACACUGUAUUUAGUAUA